Phoenix dactylifera (date palm) is the source of this 1124-nucleotide messenger RNA. RefSeq lists its product as uncharacterized. Gene Ontology annotation, biological process: protein histidyl modification to diphthamide. Gene Ontology annotation, cellular component: cytosol. Lineage: Eukaryota; Viridiplantae; Streptophyta; Magnoliopsida; Arecales; Arecaceae. The record is from RefSeq and is a predicted model, not a curated record. Gene Ontology annotation, molecular function: metal ion binding.
GGUAUCCAUUUCGGGGUCAUCGGUCAUGGCCGUAGGCCUCUCUCCUCCUUCUCUCUGCUGAUCUCUCAAACCGGUCAAUCCACGCCGGGGCGGUCGCCAUAGAGCGAUGAGGGCGGCGACGGUGGUGGCGGUGGUCGUGGCGGUGGCUCUAGGGAUGGUGGCGACGCCGGCGGAGGCUGGGGACAACAACCGGGUGUUCCAGCCGUGCGCGGACGCCAAGAUCCAGAAAGGAGACGGCUUCACCUUCGGCAUCGCCUUCUCCACCCGAGAGUCCUUCUUCUUUAACCAGACCCAGCUCUCCCCCUGCGACCGCCGCCUCUCCCUCGCCUCCGGCGGCAACGCCCAGCUCGCCCUCUUCCGCCCCAAGGUCGACGAGAUCUCCCUCCUCACGGUCAACACCACCUCCUACCCUGCCGUGACUAAUGGUGGAUUCAUGGUAGCAUUUGCCGGUAGGAAGUAUGCAGCACGAUCCCUUCCAACAUUUGUCAGUAACAGUUCAUACACUGUUACCAGUUUUACCCUGGUACUUGAGUUCCAAAAGGGUACACUUCAGAACUUGUAUUGGAAGAGAGAUGGUUGUGCUUCAUGUUCAGGAAAGUCAGACUUCGUUUGUCUGAACAAACAAGAAUGUGCAAUUAAAACAUCCAAUUGCAAGAGCGCGAACCAGGGUGGCUCAGUUGAUUGCAGCAUUGGAAUACAAUUGGCCUUCUCAGGAACAGAUAAGCAUUAUGCUGUCCUCAAUUCAUGGUAUGAGGUUUCCAACCUCCAGCAGUACUCCCUUUAUGGACUGUAUUCCAACCUUAGAGAUUCUCUCACCGGCCAGUACAACAAAAUCUUCUAGCUUGUUGGAUUGGGUAAACUCCUUGCUGGAACUGCUGCUGUAAUUUUCUUUGAUCAUGUCUCCCAUACAUUUUCUUCUGUAUUGGAAGUUGCUGUGAAAUUGCUUGAUGCUUGAAGUCAAGGCUGUCUACUCCUGUAAUCCACAUGUAUUUGCUGGUGCUUGACCAUAUUCAUUUGUUUGCCAUUGUAAAUUUCAUCUCUCAUUUUCUGUUUCUUUUUGGAGUCCGAACAUCUGGAUUGUUUAUUCAUUUGCUUCUGGUGGUGGUUGUUGCCCUUGAGCGUCA